Messenger RNA from Mercenaria mercenaria, 5024 nucleotides. RefSeq names its product structural maintenance of chromosomes protein 2-like. Gene Ontology annotation, biological process: chromosome organization. NCBI's taxonomy places the organism in Eukaryota, Metazoa, Mollusca, Bivalvia, Venerida, Veneridae. Gene Ontology annotation, molecular function: ATP hydrolysis activity; ATP binding; protein binding. The transcript has 24 exons. Bases 115 to 3738 code for a protein of 1207 amino acids. The record is from RefSeq and is a predicted model, not a curated record. Gene Ontology annotation, cellular component: chromosome.
ACACGGACAUGCGCACUGACAAAUAACAAAAUUUAAGCGCAAAAUUCAAUUUUUAAACAAAACUGGACUUUUUGAUUAUAUUGAAAUAUGUUAUCGACAAUACAGUAAAUAGACAUGUAUAUCAAGUCCAUGGUAAUCGACGGCUUCAAGUCGUACGCCCAAAGAACGGAAAUUUAUGGGUUUGAUCAACUGUUCAAUGCUAUCACCGGCCUGAACGGUAGCGGAAAAUCCAAUAUUUUAGACUCGAUUUGCUUUCUCCUUGGAAUCACAAAUUUGUCUCAUGUUCGUGCAACAAAUUUGCAAGAGCUUGUAUACAAAAAUGGACAAGCUGGAAUCACAAAAGCCACAGUGAGCAUUACGUUUGAUAAUCUGGACAAGAAACAGAGUCCACUUGGGUAUGAGCAAUAUGAUGAAAUCACCAUUACUAGACAGGUGGUUGUUGGAGGAAGAAACAAGUAUCUCAUUAAUGGAAGCAAUGCAAACAACACCAGAGUACAGGAUCUGUUCCGAUCUGUUCAGCUUAAUGUGAACAACCCUCACUUCCUGAUCAUGCAGGGCAGAAUCACCAAAGUCCUCAACAUGAAGCCGCCUGAGAUUUUGUCAAUGAUAGAAGAGGCAGCAGGGACCAGGUUGUAUGAAAGCAAAAAAGAGGCAGCUCAGAGAACUAUUGAAAAGAAAGAUGCAAAGCUGAAAGAAAUAGACACAGUCCUGAAAGAAGACAUAACACCAACAAUAACUAAACUGAAGGAAGAACGCUCUUCAUACCUAGAAUUCCAGAAAAUCAACCGAGAAUUGGAACAUCUCAAUAAACUGUAUAUUGCUUAUCAGUUCCUCUGUGCAGAGGAAAAGAAGAAGAGGUCAGCAGAAGAGCUGACACAGAUGCAGGAGAACAUGCAAAGACUUCAAGACAGAAUGGUUGAGAUUGAUGAAAAAGUCAAAGAGCUGGAUGGUGUAAUUGCUGAGUUAGAACGUAAGAGAGACGAAGAGUCUGGCAGCGUGAUGAAGAAACUUCAGGCAACACUGAAUGAUAAUAAGAAGCAGGAAGCCCUGGCACAGAGCGCAGUUGAUGACAAGAAAGAUGGUCUUAAAGCUGAGAAUAAACGGAAGAAAGAAUUGAUGAAGAAUUCAAAUGAUAAUACCUCAGCAAUCAAAGGUAGAGAAAAAGACCUUGAAAAACUUGCAAAGGAAUUAGAAGCUCUGCAGAAACAGAGUGAGGCAGACCAGGAUGCUCAUGUUGCAGCCCAAAAACACUAUCAGGCUGUCAGUGCUGGCUUGUCAAGUAACGACGAUGGACAGGCAGCUACACUCAAUGAGCAACUGAUUACUGCAAAAAGUGAAAUCAGCAAUGCAGAGACUGAGGCAAAACAAGCUGCAAUGAAGUUAAAACAUGCCCAGCAAGAGUUGAAGAAGAAAGAAUCAGAUUUGAAGAAGACAGAACAAGGCUACAGAAAGGAUAAACAAGCAUAUGAUAAUGUUGUUCAAAACUUGAAGAAACUAGAGGAUGAACUGAAGAAGUUGAAUUAUGAGGAAGGUAAAGAUGAAAUGUUAGAAACUCAGAGACGGACAUUAUCUCAGGAAGUGAACCACUUACAGGAUAAAAUGGAAACUCUUGAAGCUAGAUUUCCACACCUUCAUUUUGACUACCGAAACCCGGAGAAGAAUUUUGACCGUAGUAAAGUGUCUGGUUUAGUGUGUAAACUAAUCAAAGUAAAAGAUGUGAAGACGGCCACUGCUCUUGAAGUUGCUGCAGGGGGAAAAUUGUAUAAUGUAGUAGUGGAUACAGAGCAGACUGGCAAACAGCUGUUACAGAAAGGAGAACUUCGAAGAAGAUAUACCAUUAUACCUCUGAACAAAAUAUCCGCUAGAUCUAUACCUAAUGAUGUUGUGAAGAGAGCUGAAGGGCUGGUUGGAAAAGAUAAUGUACAUACAGCACUUUCCUUGAUUGGUUUUGACCGUAACCUCCAGGCCGCUAUGGAGUUUGUGUUUGGUUCAACAUUUGUUUGUACAGACAUGAACAAUGCCAAGAAAGUGACAUUUGAUGAUCGUGUACAGAAAAGAUCAGUGACACUGGGAGGUGACUCAUUUGAUCCUGCUGGAACAUUGACUGGAGGUGCUAGAGCACAGACAAGCUCAAUUUUGGAGAAACUUCAGGAGUUCACAGAAGUUGAAAAGCAGCUGAGAGACAAACAGGACAAGCUGGCUAAAGUUGAACAAGAACUUCACGGCAUAAGAGGUGUUGCUCAAAGGUACACAAAGUUGAAGCAGGAGUAUGAUCUGAAACAGCAGGAAGUGGAGCACCUGAAGGAGAGACUAGAACAGGGAUCACAUCAUCAACAGCUUGAAGAAAUCAACACUCUCAAGGAAAAUAUUGUUGAGUAUGAAGAAACGGCAAAAAGAACGGAAGAAAUUAAGAAGAAAAACUCAACUAAAGUGAAAGAUCUUGAGAACAAGAUAAAGAAUGCCAAACAGUUACGAGAGAAAGAACUGAAAGAUGCUGAACAAGCGGUCACAAAAGCAAAGAAAAAGACAGAGGAGUCAAGCAAAAUAAUGAAACAAAAAUCACAGGAGGUAGACAGCAUAAAGCUUGAGGUUGAGGAAUUGAAAAAGGAAAUCACCUCAUAUGAUGAACAGCUGAAGACAGUUGAGGAAACUAUCAAACAGUACCAGGCACAGCUUGAGGAACUAGAUGAAAAAGCUGCUGAGGCCAAGGAUGUUGUAAAAGCGGCCCAGGAAGAGGUGAACAAACAGAAAGCUUUGCUGAAAGCAUGUGAUAAAGAUAUUGGUGCUAAAGUUGCAGAACAGAAAACCUUACAGAAGGAGCAUCAUACUGCCGAGAUCAAGAUUAAAGAACUGGAUAACAAAAUUGUCAAGUUUCAGAAAGAUUCCAAAGAUGCUGCAAAAAUGGUUGAGAACAUGCUACAAACAUAUGACUGGAUUGUAGACGAAAAGAAAUACUUCAACCAGCCAAACACAGCAUACGAUUUUAAAGUAAAUGAUCCAAAAGAAAGUGAAAGACGGAUCCAGAAACUUACAGAGACGAAGGAGAAACUUGCUAAGAGUGUCAACAUGAGGGCCAUGAACAUGCUGGGAAAAGCCGAGGAACAGUACCAAGAUCUGAUGAAGAAACGUAAGAUUGUACUGAAUGACAAGGCCAAGAUCUCUGCGGUUAUUGCUGAACUGGAUCAGAAGAAGAAUGAGGCACUGAAGAAAGCCUGGGAACAAGUCAAUAAGGAUUUUGGCAGUAUAUAUUCGACCCUGCUGCCUGGUGCUCGAGCCAAGCUUGCCCCUCCAGAGGGUCAGACCGUCCUGGAUGGACUGGAGGUGAAAGUAGGCUUUGGUGAUGUGUGGAAAGAUUCUUUGUCAGAAUUAUCAGGAGGACAAAGAUCUCUUAUUGCAUUGUCACUCAUCUUGGCUAUGUUGCUGUUUAAACCAGCCCCUAUUUAUAUUCUGGAUGAAGUGGAUGCUGCCUUAGAUAUCUCACAUACACAAAAUAUAGGACAGAUGAUCAAAUCUCACUUCAAACAUUCACAGUUUAUUGUAGUAUCCCUCAAGGAUGGUAUGUUCAACAAUGCAAAUGUUCUCUUCAAAACCAAAUUUGUGGACGGUGUUUCAACAGUCACAAGAUAUGUACAACAUGCAAACAAGGCUAAUGAUGGCAAGGAAAACAACCAAGCAGCCAAUGCUAAAAAGAAGCAAGCUGGAGCGAACAAGAGAGCAAGAUUAGAGGAAGUUGCCUAGUGACAAUUGCACAUACAGUCUAUGUAUUCUGAUGGUUACAUGAACUUUAAUGAUAUUUUCAGGUUUAUUUAUUCAGUAUGAUGGGGACCAAUGAAGGCAAUUUAUAUAAGGAUAACAUUAUGAACUUUGAAACUGCUGUUUAUAAAUCAUUAUUUGUUCAUGCAGGUAUUUUAUUAGUAUUUUUAUUAGAAAAACAACGAAAUAGAUGCUAUUUAUGUCUUUUAGUGUAAGAUCGUAAUAUAUUGCUCUGAAUGAACACGAUUUGCAAUAAUUUCAGGAAUUGGCACAGAUAGUGAAAAUGUAAAAUAUGGUGUUAACGAGUGAAAUAUAUUUCAGUUUUGCACGUAAAGUAAACAGUUUCUUUUUAUAUCAUGUAUUCAUUGGAUUAAACUUAAUUGUUCCCAUUUUUUCCCGCAGAUUAUCUAAUGCAUUGUGUCAUGGCAUCACACUUUUUAUAAAGAAACAGAUAUGAAAGGGUUCUGUGAGAAUUCUAGAUUUCAUUUUCAUUGCAUAAAUGUUUGUCUGUGUAGGUACUUACAUAACAUCUAUAACUUCACCGAAGUACUACUGGUUGACAGUGGGGGAAGAUAACCAGCUAAUAUCUGCCAUUAUUUAUAAUUCAUAUUUUGCAUUCAGAUGUAGUAAAAGUAAUAGUUUUAUUUCACUGAUACCUUUCUAGUAUCUCCCUGUAAAAUAAAUGAUGUUCAGUCUGUCCUGGUUUGUUGUAUGGUUAUGUAUUGAAGUGAGGCUGUCUUCCCAAAAUACAUGUUUACUGUGAAAUCAUUUAUAUUCAUGGGGGACUGAUUUUCGUGGAUUUCGUGGUUGACUCAAUCCACGAAAUUUAAUCCCAACGAACAAGUAAAAUUCCCUUUCAUUUUAUAUUCAAAAGUUGAAAUCCACGAAUUCAUAUCCCCACGAAAUUGCCGUUAUGACCAAAACCACGAAAUUUCAUGCCCACGAAAUUUAAUGAUUUUACAGUAUUGUAUUAUUCAGUGCUCAUGAAAUUGAUGUAUUCAGUAGGGAUCUGUGUUACAUAUACAUAAAGUGUGCCACCUAAUGUGUUCAGAAACUGGUAAAACCUCUGUCUUAUGCAAUUUCAUAUUAUUUUUGUAUGUGUCACCUCUGUAUUAUAUUCUCUGUUCUUUCUAUAUCUGGCUACCUUUCACCAGCUGAUAUUUCAUCACUUCUAUAACAUGGAAUGAUUUUUAGAAUGAAUGACAGUGCAAUAAGAAUGUCAUGUAUUAUAUUUAGAGUAAAUGGUGUCUAAAAGUAAAUCUCAAAAUCUC